Messenger RNA from Plasmodium gallinaceum, 3456 nucleotides. RefSeq names its product conserved Plasmodium protein, unknown function. The transcript is spliced from 2 exons. The coding region runs from base 1 to 3456 and encodes 1151 amino acids. Gene Ontology annotation, molecular function: protein binding. Lineage: Eukaryota; Apicomplexa; Aconoidasida; Haemosporida; Plasmodiidae. The record is from RefSeq and is a predicted model, not a curated record. Gene Ontology annotation, cellular component: motile cilium.
AUGAAAAUAGAAAAUAAUUUAGACGAACCGAUAAAUUUAAAGUUUUGCUAUGGAAUUAAUGAAUCAUUAGGUAGUGUGCAUAUUAUAAAAAAAAAAGAAAAAGAAAAAGAAAAAAUAAAUAUAAUAUACAGUUCAGAUAAUAACAUUGUUAUGCUUGAUGGAAAAAAACAAAUAUUAUUUAGAGGUCAUUUUAAUCAGAUAUCUCAAAUAAUUAGAAAUUACAACAAUGAGUUUCUUAUUUCUUGUGAUAAAGGAACCAACUCUUUUAUUCUUCUGUGGAGGAUAAGUAAUAACGAAUUAACUCCUAUAAAGAAGUUUUGUUUCAGUAGUUCAUCUUAUGAUAAAAAUAAAAAUGAUAUAAAUAAAGAUUUAAAUGAAGAUAAUAAAAAAGAAGUAUACAAGGAGAAUAUUAAUGAAAAUGAAAAUAAUAAUAUAGGAUAUGAAUGUGUAGAUAUAAGUUUUGAUAAUAGAUAUAUAUGUGCUUUAACAGAAGAGAAAACAUAUUUCAAAUCAAAUGAUAAAUUGCUGGAAGGAAAAUCAGGUAAAAAUAAUCUAAUUAAUAAUGUGCAUUUUCAAGAACUUAUUAUCUUUGAUGUUAGUGGUGGAGAGAACAAUGUUGUAUGCACUGAUAAAAUAUAUGGAAAAGAGAAACAAACUAAAAUUAGAUUUAAUAAAAAUUAUGAAAUAAUUUCUAAUAGUUCUUCAAAAUUAUAUAUUUAUAACUUUGAUAAAAAAAAUAGAACUAUAAGUCAUUAUAGUCCUUCCUUAUAUAAAAGUAGUAAAGUAUGUGAACAGUUCAUUUUCACGGAGACAUCAUUUAUAGAAAAUUCUACAGCGUUAUUAACGGGAACAACAAAUGGUUUUUUAAUUGUAUGGGAUUACAGUACUAUUUUUAUAAAUAAAACUAAAAAUAAUAUUAAGCAAAGAGAAUAUCAAAAAUCAUUAGAAAUUAGAAAAAAUAUAUCAAUUAAUAUUGUUUUAAGUUAUGGAAAUUUUGUUAUUAUAGGAUUAAGUGAUGGUAGUGUACAAAUUUUUGAUAAAGAACUGAAAUGCUAUGCAUGGUUUGAAAAUGAUAAAAUAGGUGCAAUAAGAUCUUUAUCUUUUGAAUUCUGUAAUUUUGAGAAAGACUUUUUUUUAUGGAAUUCUUUCAUUUUAUUUACUGAUAAAAAUAUAAUUAAGCAAAUUAAUCCACAUAGUUUUCGAAACAAAUUUUUGAACGAUAAAGAAAAAUACAUUAGUGAUAAUAAUUUAGAUAUAAAAAAUGAUAAAAGUUAUAAAAUGAAAUUAAAUAAUAAGAUAAAUGGAAAUAAUAAAAAAAAUCAUAACGGUAAUUCCUAUAGUGAUGAUAAAAUUUCAAAUGAAUUUCAUGAUAAUGAUAGAAUUCUUAAAAAAGAUAAUAUUGAUAUAAAUAAAAAAGAUGCUAUAGUAAAUAUAGAAUCAGAAUGUUUGGAUGAUAUUUAUAACAAUUACAAUGUAGAUAAUUAUGAAGAAAAUACUACAAAAAAUAAUAAAAAUGAAACAAUCCUUCAUUUUUAUAGUUCAUGUAUAAAUUGUAUAUGCAUAAAUCCUGUAAAUAAUGAAAAUAUUAUAUAUAUUGGAAAUAAGGAUGGGUUAAUUGAAAUUUUUGAUUUUGAUAAAAAUGAAAACAUUUCAAUGAUUGAUUUAAAAGGUAAGGAAAUAAUUACUAUGAUUUUUAGCAACAAUGGACAAAUAAUUUGCGUUGGUUGCAAAUGUGGGUCUAUUCAUUUGAUAAAUUCUAAUAGUUACGAAAUUUUUUUUAAUAGUAAGGAUAUGAAGUAUGAAAUAAAGUAUUUAUAUUUUAGUGAAGAUGAUAAAAUAUUGGUUUGUUCUUCCAACAAUGGAAAUAUAAUAAUUUAUAAAAAUGAUAACGAGAAUAUAUAUGAUUGGAAGUAUGCAUAUAAAAUUGUUAACAAUAACAAUAUCACACUUAAUGAUCUAAAUAUAGUGAAAGAAGUAGAUAAAUAUUAUACAUACAUAAUUAUAGCAAUAACAGAUAAUAGAUAUAUAAUUUUUCAUUAUUACGAUUUUCGACAUAACAGUGUUGUAAUUUCUUACCUCCUCAUUGAACAAAUUCACACACCUACUUGCUUGACUAGCAAUUUAUAUUUUUAUAAUAGACAGAUAUUAUGUAUUUGUAAUGAUGCAUCUAAAAUUCGAUUCUUUGAUUUGGAAAAUAAAAAAAUAAUUAAAACAGUUCAUUUACCAUUUAAAGAGAAAAAGGUACAAGCAUUUAUACCUCUAAUAAAUUGUAACAAUUAUCAAGAAAAUUUAAAAAACGAUGAUAAUAUGUAUAAAAAUAUAUUGAAUAAAAAAAUUAAAAAUAAUUUUGAUAAAAAAAAUAUAUUUUUAUUUGUUUUGAAUGAAAAAAUGAUUGUAUUUACUCAAAGCCCUAUAGAUGCAAAUUGCUUCAGGUAUAUAGGUGGAAUUGUAUGUAGCGGAAGUGUAAAAAAUGUUGUUGUAAAAAAUAAUAAAAUUUUUAUACAAAGUAAUAAUAAAAUAUUUUAUUAUAAUAUUAAUAUUGAAGUAUUAAAGAAAAAUAUAGAAAUCCAAAAUUAUACUUUAGAAACUUUUAUUGAUCAAAUAGGAGGAAGAAAAGGAAAAACAUAUAAUCAAAUUAUUGAUUCUUUUUAUUAUUGUGAAAUUCAAAAAAAAAAGUAUGAGGGAAAAAAAGAAAAACAUGAAAUAAAAAAAUUGCUAAAUAUUUUGUCUAUUGAAUAUAUUUUUGCUUCUAUCAAUGUUUUCUUAUCAAAAUUUGAGAUACAAAAUAUUAUACAAGAGUAUCACUUUUACUAUAAAUAUGUUCUACAAUUAUUAAAAGAACAAAAUGAUAUAACAAAUGAAAUAGUUUUUAUGGAAGAUAUAAAACUAGUAAAUUACAAAUCAGAAGAGGAUAUUCUUCUUCAAAAUAUAUUUUUUAUACAAUUAAAUGAAAAGAAAGAUAAAAAGGAAAAUUAUAAUAAAAAUUUCCAUAAAGAAAUAUUAAAUGAAUUUAAUAAAGAAGUAGAAAUGAAUUAUAUGGAUAAUGUAUUAAAAGAAAAAAAGAUAGAGAAAAAUGAAAUGAAUAAAAAUGAUUUAAAUAAUAAUAAAAACAUUAAAUUAGAAAAUGAAUUUGAAGAAAAAGAAAUAGAUUUUACUAAAGAAUGUGAAAAUAUAUACUUCAAUAUUAAUGCAUUUAUAUAUACAUAUUUUAACUUUGUGAUGGAAGAAGAAAUUAAUUUUGAGAAAUUACUAGUAGAAAUAAUAAAUUAUUACAAAAAGAAAAAAAAUCAAAAGAAUAUAACUUUCAGCGAUUUUUUCUAUAUAUUAAAAAAAUAUGGAGAAAUAAUGGAUCGAAAUGAGUUCAAAAGAAUUUUUCAAGUUUUUACAAAAAAAGAGGAAUUUUUUAAUGAUGAUGAUACACUAGAUUUUGAUACGUUAAAAUAUUUAUUUCAAUAG